AUGGCCUCAACUAUACUUACCAAGAAGUUGAGGGAAGAAGCUACCUGCCCCAUCUGCCUGGAGCUGAUGACUGAGCCCGUGAGCAUCGACUGUGGGCACAGCUACUGCCGCCAGUGCAUUGUGGGCUUUACUGGGAACUGUAGUUCUGAAACAUCGUCUCCAAGGACAUUUCAUUGUCCCCAGUGUAGGAAACCUUUUAAAAGUGAUAGUCUCCGGCCCAACAGGCAGUUGGAAAAUAUCAUUCAAACCAUCAAGGAGACAGAGCAUGAAAGAUUGUGUGAGAAACAUGGCGAGCAGCUCCACCUGUUCUGUGAGGAUGACGGUCAGCUCAUCUGCUUCUGCUGUGAGCGGUCACCACAGCACAAAGGACAUGUCACUGCUCUUGCUGAAGAUGCGUGCCAAGGUUACAGGGAACAACUCCAAAAAGCAGUUUGGAAACUGAGCAUAACACGCAUAAAAUAUAUGCAGCUGAGGCAAAACACAACUCUGAGAAUAACUCACUGGAAGGAGAAAAUAAAGCGUGAGAAAGAAAGAAUCAACUCUGAAUUUUCAAGUCUUCACACAUUCCUGCACCAGGAGGAGGAGUUAUAUAUGUGUCAACUGGAGAAAGAAAGAGAGCAGAAGCUGAGCAGUCUGCAGGACAAUGUAGCCCAUCUGGACAACAAACUACAGGAACUCGAGAACCACAUCCAGGAACUGGACAAGAAAUGUCAGGACUCAGCACAGAAUUUGCUGCAGGAUAUAAAGGACACUUUGGGCAGGUACUCAGCUAUUAGUGUGGAAGCACCAAAAGAUGUUUCUUUGGAGGUGCAUACUGUGUGCGAUAUCUCUAAGCUUAACUUUAAUGUGAGAAGAGUUUUAAAGCGCUAUCAAGACAAUGUGACUCUGGAUCCCGAUACUGCUCAUCCAGAUUUAAGCCUGUCUGACAAUCAGAGAACAGUGGCUUACAAAGGAAGCAUACCGAUGUAUCAAAAUCCUGGAGGAUUUAGUGUCUUAUCCUGUAUCCUGGGCCGUGAGCGCUUCACCUCAGGAAGACAUUACUUUGAAGUGGAUGUGCAAAUAGGAGUUGAGUGGGGUGUCGGAGUUUGUCUGGAAAAUGUACCAAGGGGCACUGACAUUGUACAAGAGCCUCAGUCUGGAUUCUGGGCCAUCAGACUGAGAAAGGACAAGAUCUGUUUAGUCCUUGCUUCUCCCCAAAUCACCCUUCCCUUGAGGGUCCAGCCUCAAGUUGUAGGGAUUAUUCUAGACUGUGAUGUUGGGCUUGUGUCCUUCUACAAUGUUACUACUGGUUCCUACAUCUACACCUUCCCCAAGGCCUCCUUCUCACAUGCUCUUAGACCUUAUUUUGAGGUUUAUCCAUUUUCUUCAUUGUCCCUGAUUUCCUCAAAUAAGUAAGAA
This is a messenger RNA of Sorex araneus (European shrew), 1398 nucleotides long. Its product is annotated as E3 ubiquitin-protein ligase TRIM38-like. The coding region runs from base 1 to 1395 and encodes 464 amino acids. The transcript has 6 exons. Gene Ontology annotation, molecular function: protein binding; zinc ion binding. The record is from RefSeq and is a predicted model, not a curated record. NCBI's taxonomy places the organism in Eukaryota, Metazoa, Chordata, Mammalia, Eulipotyphla, Soricidae.